UCGAUUAAUCGCAGUUCCAUGCCGCUCUUACAAUCGACGAAACCACGAAACGUCGUUUGCCCCGAAUAAAACUCGUUUUGUUUCACGUUUUUGCAACCACAGUGGAUCAAAAAUGAUUAACACGUUUCGUCUGGUAUCGCGACAGAAUCUUCACCGCCAACUUCGCCAGUUUCAUAAAUGUGUCAUUCGAAGAACAGAAUCGAACGCGGCAGCCGCGACAGCAGCCGCACCAUCGACACCGCCGCCACCACCAUCACCAUCACCCUCGUUAGACGCCAAACCGGUGAAUCCGAAAAUUGACAGGAUAGCUACCGAGAUCACCGCUCUGAACUUGAUAGAAGUAGCAGAGCUCAGCGAACUGUUGAAGAAACGAUUGAACUUGCCGGAUGCACCUGUCAUGCCUGUUGGAGGAUUCGCUGUUGCGCCUCAGCCUGUGGAGGAAGAGGAAGAGGUACAAUCAAAGAGGGUGCAAACAGCAUUUACCGUUAAGCUGACGGCAUUUGACGAGAAGCAGAAAGUAGCCCUGAUCAAACAAAUUAAAACUCUGUUACCCGACACAAAUCUCGUUCAGGCGAAAAAGUUUGUCGAGAGUAUCCCCGUCGUGGUUAAAGCGGACAUAGCGAAAGACGAAGCGGAGAAAUUGAAAGAGACUCUUACAAAGGUCGGUGCCACCGCCGAAAUUCUAUAAUUCGCGAGAAUACAUGUAAUUGUUAUGUAUCUGUAAUAUUAUAUAAUAGUAAAACCUUACAUCCU
Molecule: messenger RNA, 753 nt
Organism: Ooceraea biroi (clonal raider ant)
Lineage: Eukaryota; Metazoa; Arthropoda; Insecta; Hymenoptera; Formicidae
Gene: mRpL12
Product: mitochondrial ribosomal protein L12
Biological process (GO): translation
Cellular component (GO): mitochondrial large ribosomal subunit; ribosome
Molecular function (GO): structural constituent of ribosome; mRNA binding
Source: RefSeq, a predicted model, not a curated record